CUUUGACGGUGCACAAGUUAAAAGUAGAGCAGAACAUCUGAUUUGUGUGAGAGUAAACAUACGUGUAUAAAAGAAAUUAACGAUUCGCGACACUUUAGCAGAAAGUGAAACGCGUGCAGCCCAUUGGAACAUUUCUCUUUUGUCUAGGAAUAAUAGGGUCCGCUAUUGACCUUAUUAGUGAACCAUGGUGCAAACGUGAUCUCCACCUUGAACGUCGAAACUCGAACAGUUGAGUCCACUGACCUCAACUCGCCAAUAAUCAUCAUGUCCUCCCUCGGGCGGAUUAACAGACUGCCGCAAGAUUUGGCUGCGAGAAUGCGCAUCGAAAAUUCGGAGCAGCCUCUGCUCGGCGUUGAGGACGACGACGAAGACGAUCUGCCGACAUUCUGCGUGCGAUGCCGAAGUUUGUCAGGGUCACUCGGCGAACCUUGGCGAACCGAGUGCAAUGGUCACCACCCCUCGCCCCGUGCCACUCCUCAACUGAUCAUCAACGCUGAGGAUCCGGACGUGCCCCUUCUCACAAAUGUGGAGGGCUACAACACAACUUUGCUUCCGCCCUUUGAAGAAUACCACUGCCACUCGCUAUCACAGAAGGACACUUCUUCGUCCCCUUGGAAACCUCUUUUAGCCGCUACUUUGAUGUGCUUGGUUUUUAUGAUUGCCGAGGUAAUUGGAGGGUACUUGGCAGGUAGUCUUGCUGUUAUGACUGAUGCUGCUCACUUGAUGUCAGAUUUUGUUGGAUUCCUUGUCAGCCUCUUUGCAAUUUGGGUCGCAAAGUGGCCCUCGAACAAGAACCUCCAAUUUGGUUAUCACCGUGCUGAAAUUUUGGGUGCAAUGUCGAGCAUUUUCAUCAUCUGGAUUUUGACUGGGAUCUUUGUGUACCUGGCUGUGCUCAGGGUUAUCAACCAAGACUUUGUAAUUGAACCUGAUACCAUGAUGAUCGUUGCCGCACUUGGGGUGGUGGUGAAUAUAUUUAUGGGACUAGCUCUACAUGGGGCUUGCUUUUCAUCACACGGACAUUCACAUGGACACCAUCACAGCGAUGACUCAAACAGGAAUAUUAACAUAAGAGCUGCUGUGAUUCAUGUUGUUGGAGAUCUUGUGCAAAGUGUCGGUGUCUUCAUAUCCUCAAUAGUCAUCAAAUUUUAUCCUCAAGCAAAAUUAGCCGAUCCUAUCUGCACUUUCGCAUUCUCUCUUCUGGUGCUUUGCACAACCGGACCUAUUGUGAAGGAUGCUACCAGGGUGCUCAUGGAAGGUGCCCCUCGGCACUUGGACUAUUCGGCAGUGCUAAAUGCACUGCAAAGCAUCGAAGGAGUUCGUCUGGCUCACAGUUUGCAGAUGUGGAGCCUCUCGCUUAGUCAGACAGCAGUUAUGGUGCAUCUUGCUGUCGAUCCGUCUGUCGAUAGGGACCAUGUCUUACACAUGUCGAACAAACUUCUGCGCCGCAAGUUCAACAUCAGCAUGAGCACAGUGCAAGUGGAGCGAUAUCAACCAGACCUCAUGAGCAAUUGUGUUCAGUGUCAACCACUCUCCUCAUAAUCAUGCAAAACUAGCGGGUGAUUUGAAUAUGUGAUAAGAACCAAGCGUGGAGCAAUUUAAUAUAGUUUUGCUUUUUUAAAGACGUCUUGCGUAGCAAUCACAGAAUUUAGAGAUAUUAAGGACUUAGAUUUAAAUUUUUCCAUCCGGUAUCUUAAACCCUGACCACAAGAUUGAUUUAUACUCAAAGAGAUCUUGAAAUUUAAAAUUUUUUACUCUAGCUAAAAAAGCCGAUGUGUUAUUAAUUGAUUUUCAUAGAUUAAAGAAGUGACUGAAAUUGGAGAAAAAAAAUAUAGGAUAUUAAUUAGAAGUCUAAAUGAGAUAUUUUGGGUGCAUAAUUAUUUUGAUUGUACUUUAUCUUUGGAGAUAUCGUUAGGCGUAUCAGUGUAGUUGAUCAAAUUCCAUAUUACGGCACAAUAGUCUAUAAUAUACCAGAUUUGGUUACUGAAGGAAUGUACUACUUGCACAACCCGGUUGUUAUCAUGUUAAAAUAAUGGACUCUUAUUUAAAUCAAAUGCAGAUUUUAGUCUCGAUUUAAAUUGAGGUUUCUUACCUUCCAGGACACAUCACAUGAAUCAAAAAUUAAUAACAUCACAGCCAUAUGUAUGAAACAUGAUGCCACAUUCCUGUGCUGUACCAAUACAAGAUCUAUUUUAUACA
This is a messenger RNA of Neocloeon triangulifer, 2196 nucleotides long. Its product is annotated as proton-coupled zinc antiporter SLC30A2-like. Gene Ontology annotation, biological process: zinc ion transmembrane transport; response to zinc ion. NCBI's taxonomy places the organism in Eukaryota, Metazoa, Arthropoda, Insecta, Ephemeroptera, Baetidae. Gene Ontology annotation, molecular function: zinc ion transmembrane transporter activity. The record is from RefSeq and is a predicted model, not a curated record. The transcript is spliced from 7 exons. The coding region runs from base 265 to 1539 and encodes 424 amino acids. Gene Ontology annotation, cellular component: plasma membrane.